Messenger RNA from Bufo bufo (common toad), 5838 nucleotides. It is a transcript of the gene CAMTA1, whose product is annotated as calmodulin binding transcription activator 1. The coding region runs from base 829 to 5838 and encodes 1669 amino acids. Lineage: Eukaryota; Metazoa; Chordata; Amphibia; Anura; Bufonidae. Gene Ontology annotation, molecular function: protein binding; transcription coregulator activity; double-stranded DNA binding. Gene Ontology annotation, biological process: regulation of transcription by RNA polymerase II. The transcript is spliced from 23 exons. Gene Ontology annotation, cellular component: nucleus. The record is from RefSeq and is a predicted model, not a curated record.
GCUGUGUGUGAGGAGGCAGCGGCAGCAGCAGGAGGAGUGGGCACACUUUACUGACACCGCUCCCCUCACACUUGGACACAUUGAGGAGAAGGAGGCUGGGGGGAGCUGGUGCUGUCACCCCCCCAUUAUACCACAAGCACGGGGUCUCCAGCCCAAGCAGACGGGGGCUGCCAACCUUUUGGGGUGAUAACCACCUGGGUCACCCAGGGGUCAGCUCUUGGCAUCAUCCCUUCCAGGCUUCUUCUUCUGUGUUGCCUCUGACCUGGCUCUCCGCUCACCGUCGUCUACAGCUUGGCAGGGGUGUCCCCAUCCCGGAAGGUGUGCCUACAACGUGGGGUGACAGCUGCCGUCAACGGGUCACCGAAGGGUCACAUCUGAGCACCCCCGGCUGCCGCCAUCCAAGCAUUGUCUUCCUUGUAGUUUUGGUUCCCUGUUAUCGGCUUCGCUUUUUCUUGCGCCCCCAAACUCAACCCCCCUUUUUUUUACUCUUACGCAAGACGUUGAUUGUAGCCCUCCCUGUAUUUACCUCCUAGUUUUUCGCACCCCCUUUUUUUUUUUAAACCUCCUUGUAAGCCCCCGCCUCCCAAUUUCUUAUUUACCACCUUAGUCUUGUAUCUUCACGACUCCAAGACGUCCCUCGUAAGCCCCCCACACAUUUCUCCUAUCGUCUCACUCCUCGCAUUUCUUUACCUAUACUCCUGGUUGGGCUCUUAUAACACGAGGGGAGGGGGCCCCUGGCAUGGUUCCUCGUCUGGUACCUGUAUUCGGAGUGUAUCGGAUACUGGCUCCUUGGACAACCGCUGUCAACAUAAUCACCUCGUCUUCAUCAUGUCAAUGAAUAACCUCCUGGAAGGACCUUUCAGCAACCAGAGUCGCCGGCAGACACCUGGAAAGUAUGAUGAUCAUGGAAACAGCAACGGCAGUCAUGUAAAGAUCUUUCUACCCAAGAAGCUGCUCGAAUGUCUACCAAAAUGUUCAAGCUUACCAAAAGAAAGACAUCGUUGGAACACUAACGAGGAAAUCGCAGCUUAUUUAAUAACAUUUGAAAAGCAUGAAGAAUGGCUGACAACCUCCCCUAAAACAAGGCCACAGAAUGGUUCCAUGAUACUGUACAAUCGGAAGAAGGUGAAAUACCGGAAAGAUGGAUAUUGCUGGAAAAAGAGAAAAGAUGGGAAAACAACACGAGAAGAUCAUAUGAAACUCAAAGUCCAAGGAGUGGAGUGUCUAUAUGGCUGCUAUGUUCAUUCGUCCAUCAUCCCAACUUUCCACAGAAGAUGUUACUGGCUUCUACAGAAUCCUGACAUUGUAUUGGUCCAUUACUUGAAUGUCCCAGCCAUAGAGGAUUGUGGGAAGCCGUGUGGUCCUAUUCUUUGUUCAAUCAACACAGACAAGAAGGAAUGGGCAAAGUGGACAAAGGAAGAACUUAUAGGACAGCUGAAACCUAUGUUUCACGGUAUUAAGUGGACGUGCAGCAAUGGAAACAGCAGUUCAGGGUUUUCUGUGGAGCACCUUGUUCAGCAGAUACUCGACAGUCACCAGAGCAAACCUCAGCCUCGGACGCACAACUGUCUCUGCACUGGCAACUUAGGUGCAGGUAGCAGUAUUCAUCACAAAUGUAACAGUGCCAAACAUCGCAUCAUCUCACCAAAACUUGAGCCAAGGACAGGAGGCUACAGCGCUCACUCAGAGGUACAAAAUAAUGAUGUUUCAGAAGGAAAGAAUGAGCACAGUCAUGGGAAAUCCUCCAGCCGAGAGAAAAGGAAUGGCAAAAUGGCAAAACCAGUGCUGCUUCAUCAAAACAGUACAGAGGUUUCUUCAACAAAUCAAGUAGAGGUUCCUGACACCACCCAGAAUUCCCCUGUGUCCAUCAGCAGCGGCCUGAAUAGUGAUCCAGAUAUGGCCGACAGUCCUGCUGUCACUGGUGUCUCUAGCAUGGCUGUUGCCUCAGUCAUGGGUAGCCUCUCUCAAAAUGCCACUGUGUUUAUGUCUGAAGUCACCAAUGAAACAGUGUACACAAUGUCACCAAACACUGGUCACAAUCAACACCUCUUGUCCUCAGAUACAACCACCCAGGGACUCGUAUUAGCAGUGAGUUCAGAUGGCCACAAGUUUGCCUUCCCAACGACAGGUAGCUCAGACAGCCUGUCUAUGUUGUCUGCUAAUGUCUCAGAAGAACUUGUAUUGUCUACCACCCUAGAUAGCGGAAGGAAGAUAACAGAAACCAAUAUGAAUUUUGACCCAGACUGUUUCCUAAACAACCCAAAGCAAGGGCAGACGUACGGUGGAAGUGGUCUAAAAGAAGACAACAUUAGCACUAAUAUGCGAAGGUCAUCCAGCACAGAACGAAGUUUUAGCUUCAACACAACUUUAACAAAAGAGAUAAAAACAGAAGAUACAACAUUCGAGCAACAGUUAUCGAAAGAGAGCUUUCCAUCUACGUCAUCAAAUACCCUUACCCUUACUCCCGGUUCCAGCUUGUUGCCAUCAGGUGGUGGACUCAGUCCUAGCACCACAUUGGAGCAAAUGGAUUUUAGUGCAAUCGACUCCAACAAAGAUUAUUCAGCCAGCUUCAAUCACACCGUGCAGAGUCCCCACGUCCAUCAGACACCUUCCCCUAGCUUCUUUUUACAAGAUGCCAGCAAACCAAUUCCCAUGGAGCAAAAUUCCCACAACAGUAUAAAUGACUCAAGCAACACAUACGUCAACACGUUAGGGAUGACAAAUGUCAAAACUGAAGCAUCCAGUCAAACUCCAACCAACUGUAAUGGUGCAAUUGAUCAAGGUAGAAUACAGUCAACAUCUUCUCUCCAACUUAUGCAAUUUCAAGCAAAUUAUCAAACAAUGACUAAUGAGGAGGUUCAAAUGGAGACAGCCCAACAGUCUGAAGGCAAUGAGAACCUUCUCAAACCCGGGGAUCUUCAGGCUUGCAAUGCUGAGCAUUAUAUGCAGUCGGAAAAUGGUACAGCAAUGAGGAAUGGCAAUGGCCUUCCUAUUUUGCAGGGAAACAUGGUGCAAGGACUCUACCCUGUUGCUCAUCAGGCGCUAAGCAACUCUUCCAACAUGGAACUUAAUUUAGAUCAUUUUGAUAUCUCCUUCAGCAACCAGUUCUCUGACCUUAUCAAUGACUUUAUAUCAGUGGAAGGAGGGAGUAACACAAUCUAUGGUCAUCAGCUGGUGACUGGAGAUAGCAAUGUAUUGCCUCAGUCAGAAGAUGGUAACAGACCCGCAUACACUCAGGCUGAAAUGUGCAUACCUUGUUGUAGCCCUCAGCAAGCAGGUAUGCAGCUAAACAAUUCUGAAACUGGAGCCACCACCAUGGCUUAUAUGCAUGUUGCCGAAGUUGUCUCAGCGGCAGCACAAAGUACCCUGGGGAUGCUGCAACAAAGUGGACGACUGUUUUUGGUGACGGACUACUCCCCUGAAUGGUCAUAUCCUGAGGGAGGAGUGAAAGUCUUAAUUACGGGGCCAUGGCAGGAAGCCAGCAAUAAUUAUAGCUGUUUGUUUGACCAGAUCUCAGUGCCUGCAUCUCUAAUACAACCAGGUGUCCUGCGCUGCUACUGCCCAGCACAUGACACUGGACUGGUCACCCUUCAGGUUGCCUUCAACAACCAGAUCAUCUCAAAUUCUGUUGUGUUUGAAUAUAAAGCGAGAGCCCUUCCAACACUGCCUUCCUCCCAGCACGACUGGCUCUCCCUGGACGAUAACCAGUUUAGAAUGUCAAUUCUGGAACGGUUGGAGCAGAUGGAGAGGAGAAUGGCUGAGAUGACCAGUUCCCAGCAGCACAAACAAAGUGUGGGUGGAGGCAAUGGAGGUGGAACUAACAGUGGUGGGAGCCAAGCACAGUGUGCCACUGGGCCUGGCUCCAUAGGAAGCUGUUUUGAGAGUCGGGUGGUGGUUGUGUGUGAGAAGAUGAUGGGCCGGGCCUGUUGGGCAAAAUCCAAGCACCUGAUUCAUUCCAAAACAUUCAGAGGAAUGACCCUGCUUCACCUCGCUGCUGCACAAGGAUAUGCCACCCUCAUCCAGACACUUAUCAAGUGGAGGACAAAGCACGCUGACAGCAUUGAUUUGGAACUGGAGGUCGAUCCUUUAAAUGUUGAUCAUUUCUCAUGUACUCCUCUGAUGUGGGCCUGUGCACUGGGUCACACCGAAGCUGCAGUAGUGCUGUAUAAGUGGGACCGACGGGCAAUCUCCAUCCCCGACUCUCUUGGCAGACUCCCUCUGUCUAUCGCCCGUUCCCGGGGCCAUGUGAAGCUUGCCGAGUGUCUUGAACAGUUACAAAGGGAAGAACAUUCUCAACUGGGGCAAAGUGCACGAUUACAAUGCCCCCCUGGUGCUGAGGCCAGCGCCGACAGCUGGUUAAACCAGUGGCAGAGUGAGGCCAUCAACCCACAGGAGACUCAGAAGGGCGUCACAAUUAUUUCAAAUGCCAAUGCAGAAUUGAGAAGACCAAGAUCAGAGCCCUCUAAUUACUACAGUACUGAAAAUCCUAAAGAUUACCCAGCUGCUAAAAAACACAAGUUGAACCCUGAAUAUUUCCAGGUUAGGCAGGAGAAGAUGAUUGCUACAGCUCUAAGCCUGGAGCAGUCAACCAUCAGGAAGCAAAGCUGCAGCUCCAAGCAGCCAAUGACCGAAUCUACCCACGGGGAAGAAAUGCGCCACUUUGCCAGAGAGCUUCCUCAACGUACUCCGGAUACCUCCGGAUACAGAGCAGGACUGAAGUGGAACCAGAAGGAGCUCUACAUGGGCCAGGUCACAGGAACAUCGAAGGCUUCAGGACUGGGGAAGGAUAUUGUUGGGCAUAGGCUGCGCCAGAGGGAACAGAUGAGUGUCUUAAUGAUGUCUGAGAGGGAAAUGGUGGAUGCCGAUCUACUGUCUUACAGAGAAAACAUGGAGAAUGAUGAAUGCUUACAACACAUGGAUGAGCUUCAGGUGAACAUGAUGAAUCUGGCAGAACAGAUCAUAGAGGCCACACCUGACCGGAUCAAGCGGGAGAACUUUGUGCCCAUGGAAUCUCCACUGACCGAGAGGGCAGACACCGCAGCGCUUAGCACCACCAUGAGCUGGCUGGCCAGUUAUCUUGCUGAUGUUGAUCACUUACCUAGUGCUGCACAAAUACGGUCGCUGUACAGUGAACCACUGACUCCUUCCUCCAACACCAGCUUAAGUCCUGCGUGUUCCCCCAUGAGUGAAACAAACUUUGAAAAACCCAGUCUGCCCUCUGCUGCUGAUUGGUCAGAAUUUCUCAGUGCGUCCACCAAUGAGAAGGUGGAAAAUGAAUUUGCCCAGCUGACCCUGUCCGACCAUGAACAGCGAGAACUCUACGAGGCGGCCAAACUCGUCCAGACCGUGUUCAGGAAGUACAAGGGUCGUCCAUUAAGGGAACAGCAGGAUGUGGCUGCGGCCGUCAUACAACGCUGCUAUAGAAAGUACAAACAGCUUACAUGGAUAGCCUUGAAGUAUGCACUUUAUAAAAAGAUGACCCAAGCUGCAAUCCUCAUCCAGAGCAAAUUCAGAAGCUAUUACGAGCAGAAGAAGUUCCAGCAGAGCCGGCGCGCCGCGGUGCUCAUCCAGCAGUACUACAGAAGCUACAAAGAGUGCGGGAGAAUGCGCCAAAAGCGUCGGACGGCUUCACUCGUGCAACACAAACUCAGAAGCAGUCUCCUGACAAAAAAACAAGACCAAGCUGCUCGGAAGAUCAUGAGGUUUUUACGUCGCUGCCGUCACAGCCCUCUGGUGGACCAUAGACUGUUCAAAAGGUGGUCUUCAACAGAGAAGGAUCUAGGACUCACCAAAGAGUUGGGACCACUUCAACAGUGUUUGAGUUUAAAGAACUCAUAA